Messenger RNA from Botrytis sinoallii, 612 nucleotides. RefSeq lists its product as uncharacterized. The record is from RefSeq and is a predicted model, not a curated record. The coding region runs from base 1 to 612 and encodes 203 amino acids. The transcript is spliced from 2 exons. NCBI's taxonomy places the organism in Eukaryota, Fungi, Ascomycota, Leotiomycetes, Helotiales, Sclerotiniaceae.
AUGUCGAUUUAUAAUGAUCCCCCUUCGUCAUAUGAUGUCGAUGAAUAUGUUUGGUAUUUCGAAAAAUGUGAUUCUAAAGAUUGGGAACUAGCUCCAAUAUCAACCACGCGACAAUUAAGCAUCUGGGAGCAAAACAAUGCCCUAGUAUUUAAUUUACCAGAACUCAGUGUGUACAUCGUUGAUCGUUCUGCUUUAACGUCAAACCAUACACGCAUUACGCUCGCCCCCCUCCACCCCAAAAACAAAGAUGAGAUCUACCUCGGAAAUUCAAAGACAAACGUACUCAUGCGUAGUCUCAAACAAGGCUUCAAGAGCGGCUUCAAGAGAGGCGCUGAGCAUGGCUUCAAGACAGAUUUCAUGACUACCUUCAAGAACAAUCUCAAGCGCACUAAAGAGACCGGAUCUGUUGAUCAUCACUAUUUAACAUGUUAUUCUAUCGAUUUUCUCAAUGUAUGGGAGGAAAGAUUGAGGGGAGAAAUCAUGGAGGCUUGGGUUUUGGAUGGUAUGGAUCCCAGCCCAGUCGAUCGGAUCAGCAGGACAAAGUUUUUGGUUGCAAAAUAUAUGAUAAAGAUGCGCGUUAUCAAGGGCGCAUCCUGCAGCGAUAAACCUUAG